AUGACAGAUAUACCUAUUGAUUUCACAGAAAUCACCGAGUUGGAAGCCAUUGGUAUUUCUCCAGAAUAUUUCAAUUCACGAUCCAUCACUUUUGAAAGUGAUUAUUUUGUCACAGUUCGAGAAUCUAAUAAUAAUGGCCAAAAUACUGUGGCCGUAGUCGACUUGAAAAAUAAUAAUGCGGUCACUAGAAAGACUAUGGGUGGUGACUCUGCUUUGAUGCAUAUAUCAUCGAAAAUUAUUGCAGUGAGAGCUAAUGGUACUAUCGUUCAAGUCUUUAAUUUAGAGACUAAAGAGAAAUUGAAGUCGUUCCAAAUGAAUGAUCCUAUUUUAUUUUGGAAAUGGUUGGAUGAAUCUAACUUAGGGUUAGUCACUGCUACAUCCUUAUACGUAUGUAACAUUUUUGAUGGUCAAAUUGAAAUCCCACCAAUGAUUUUAACUCAAAGACAUUCUAAUUUAAACAAUUGUCAAAUUAUCAAUUUCGUGGCAAAUAAGAAUUUCGAUUGGUUUGCUGUUGUGGGGAUUACUCAAGAAAAUGAUAGAAUCGCAGGUAAGAUUCAAUUGUUUUCUAAAUUAAGAAACAUCUCACAACCAAUCGAUGGUCAUGUUGCUAUCUUCUCCACAAUUAAAUUAGAUGGUAAUACGGAACCUGUCCAAGUGUUUGUCACAGGUACAAGAUCUUCUACAUCAAGUUCUGGGGAAUUAAGAAUCAUAGAAAUAGAGCAUGAUCAAUCUCAACCUAUCUCUUACACGAAAAAAACAUUGGACAUUUUCUUCCCUCCAGAUGCCAUAAAUGAUUUCCCCUUAACGGUCAAGAUUUCUGAAAAAUUUGGUAUAAUUUAUUUAUUAACCAAGUAUGGGUUCAUACACCUUUAUGAAUUAGAAACAGGCACAAAUUUAUUUGUAAAUAGAAUUACUGCAGAUUCUGUAUUUGUUGCUACAUCCUUUGAUAAUGGUAAUGGGUUAGCCUGUAUUAAUAAAAAGGGUCAAGUCCUUACCGUCGAGAUCUCUAAGGAAAAAUUGAUCCCAUAUAUCAUGUCAAAAUUAUCAGAUAAAGAAUUGGCUUUUAAAAUUUCCAAGAGAAGUGGUGGUGCUUUAAUGGGUGCUGAUGAUUUAUUUUCAACUCAAUUCAAUAAAUUGAUGGAAGAGGGCAAUUAUAAUGAUGCUGCCAAGAUUGCUGCAUCAAAUUUAACUUUAAGAACUAAUAAUAGUACAAUUGAAAAAUUGAAAAACGUUAAAACUGUUCAAGGUUCUAUUUCUCCACUUUUAAUUUAUUUUUCUACAAUCUUAGAUAAUGAUAAAUUAAAUAAAAUCGAAACUAUUCAAUUAGCUAAACCAUUAUUUGAGCAAAAUAGGAAACAAUUAUUUAAUAAAUGGUUCCAAGAAGAUAAAUUAGAAUGUUCCGAAGAAUUGGGUGAUAUUAUAAAACAAUACGAUUUAAAUAUGGCUUUACAAUGUUAUUUGAAAUCCAAUAUUCAUUCAAAAGUAAUUAAUGUCCUAGCGGAAUUACAAAGAUAUGAUGAAAUUUUACCUUAUUGCCAAAAUAUAAAUUAUAAACCAAAUUUCCUACAUUUGAUUUCAAUAAUGUCUAAAUCGAACCCUGAUAAAGCUGCCGAGUUUACAUCUAUUUUAUACAAGACUCCUGCAAUUGCUUCAGAAUUAGAUCCAGAAAAAGUAGCAGAUAUUUUUUAUUCGCAAAAUUUAGUUCAACAAGGUACUACUGUCUUAUUAGAAUUAUUGAAAAAUGAUUCUCCUGAAUUUGGUCAUUUACAAACAAGAGUAUUACAAAUUAAUUUACAAAAUUCUCCACAAGUAGCUGACGCAAUUUUAUCAAAUAAAUUAUUUUCUCAUUAUGAUAAACCAACUAUUGCCGAUUUAUCAGAAAAAGCAGGUUUAUACCAAAGAGCUUUAGAAAAUUAUACUGAUAUUAAAGAUAUUAAAAGAUGCGUCAUUCAUACUUCUUCAUUCCCAUCAGAUUGGUUAGUUAAUUAUUUUGGUCAUUUAAAUGUACAACAAUCAAUUGCAUGUUUAAGUGCUUUGUUAGAAGAUAAUAUGACACAUAACAUUCAAAUAGCUGUUCAAGUAGCUACAAAAUAUUCUGAUCUAUUAGGUUCAAAUAUCUUGAUUAAAUUAUUCGAACAGUAUAACGCAACUGAAGGUUUAUAUUAUUAUUUAACCUCAUUUGUUAAUAUGACAGAAGAUAACGAUGUAGUAUUGAAAUAUGCUCAAGCAGCUUCUAAAUUAAAACAGUUCAACGAAUUAGAAAGAAUUGUCAAAGAUAAUAACGUUUAUGAUCCGGAAAAGAUGAAAAAUUUCUUGAAAAAUGCAAAUUUGGAAGAUCAAAGACCAUUAAUAAUUGUUUGCGAUCGUUUCAAUUUUGUUCAUGAAUUAAUCUUAUAUUUAUACAAUAAAAAUAAUUUGAAAUUCAUUGAAGUUUAUGUUCAACAAAUAGAUCCAAUUAAGACUCCUCAAGUCAUUGCAGCAUUACUAGAUGUCGAUUGUGAUGAUAAUUUCAUUCAAUUAUUAUUAAAUUCAGUGGUAGGUCAGGUACCAAUUAGUGAAUUAACCGAAGAAGUGGAAAAAAGAAACAGAUUGAAAAUUUUAUUACCAUUUUUGGAGAAAUCUGUUAGACAAGGUAAUCAAGAACAGGCUGUCUAUAAUACUUUGGCAAAAAUUUAUAUCGAUUCAAAUAAUUCUGCAGAAAAAUUCUUAAGGGAUAAUAACCAAUAUGACACUUUAACUGUAGGAAGAUAUUGUGAAAAGAGAGAUCCAUACUUGGCAUAUAUUGCCUAUGAAAAAGGUUUAAAUGAUACAGAUUUGAUUAGAAUUACAAAUGAGAAUGGUAUGUUUAAAUACCAAGCGAGAUACUUACUAAAACGUUCUGAUACACAAUUAUGGAAUUUAGUUUUAACACCUGAGAAUAUUUAUAGAAAUCAAGUGGUAGAAGCUGUUACAUCUGUUGGGAUAUUAGAAUUAAAUGAUCCAGAACCUGUAUCAUUAACCGUCCAAGCAUUCAUGAAUAAUAAUUUAAAGAUGGAAUUGAUUGUAUUAUUGGAAAAAAUAGUGUUAGAACCUUCUGCAUUCAGUGAAAACACUGCCCUACAAGGUUUGUUAUUCCUUUCAGCUAUUAAAUACGCUCCAAAUAAAGUUAGAGGUUAUAUUGAAAAGCUGGAUAAUUAUGAUCCAAAUGAAAUAGGUCCAUUAUGUAUUGAAAAAUCUUUAAAUGAAGAAGCAUUCCAAAUUUAUGACAGACAUAAUAUGCAUUCUGAAGCUUUAGGAGUGAUUAUUUCCAAUAUUUUAUCUCUUGAAAGAGCAGUAACUUAUGUUGAAAAGAUGGAUGAGCCCGAAUUAUGGUCACAAUUAGCAGUAGCUCAACUUUAUGCUCUGAAAUCAGAAGAUGCCAUUGCUUCUUUUAUAAAGGCUGGUGAUCCCUCAAAAUAUGUAGAAGUCAUCGAGGUUGGAAAGGAAACAAGAUCUUACGAAAGUUUGAUUCAAUUUUUAACAAUGGCAAGAAAAUCUUUAAGAGAACCUAUUGUUGACGGUGCAUUGUUAUUAUCAUUUGCACAAUUAGGUAGAUAUAACGAUAUUGAAAAUUUAUUAAAAGAGCCAAACGUUAUUAACUUAGAACAAGUAGGUGAUCAAUUAUUUGAAGAGCAAAAUUAUAAAGCGGCUAAAUUGUGUUACACUAAUGUUUCAAACUAUUCAAAAUUAGCGUCAACUUAUGUCUACUUAGGCGAUUAUAGAGCUGCUGUGGAAAGCGCUAGAAAGGCUUCUAACAUUAAAGUUUGGAAAUUAGUUAUCAACGCUUGUGUUGGAACAAGAGAAUUUUCAUUAGCACAAAUUUGUGGUCUAAACUUAAUUGUUCGUGCUGAAGAUUUAGGAGAUGUUGUUAAAUUAUAUGAAGAAAGAGGGUAUUUCGACGAAUUAAUAAUUUUAUUUGAACAAGGCUUAGGCUUGGAAAGAGCUCACAUGGGUAUGUUUACAGAACUAGCUAUUCUUUAUACCAAAUAUAAGCCAGAAAAAUUAUCAGAACAUCUCAAUCUAUUUUGGUCCAGAAUUAACAUUCCAAAAGUUAUUGCUCAGGUAGAAUCUGCACAUUUAUGGAGUGAAUUAAUAUUUUUAUAUUCUCAUUAUGAUGAAUGGGAUAAUGCUGCGUUGACCAUGCUUGAAAGAUGUGCUGAAAAAUUUGAUCAUACUCAAUUUAAAGAAAUUAUAGUGAAGGUAUCUAAUUUAGAGAUAUAUUAUAGAGCUAUUAACACUUAUGUUCAAGAACAUCCUUCCCUUUUAAUCGAUUUAUUAGCUGCUUUAACACCAAGAUUAGAUAUUUCAAGAACUGUGAAAAUUUUUGCAAAUUCAGACAAUUUACCUUUAAUUAAACCAUUUUUAAUAAAUGUGUUACCUCAGAAUAAUAGAGUCGUAAAUGAAGCAUAUCAAGAUUUAUUGAUCGAAGAAGAGGAUUAUAAAGGACUUCAAAUAGCAGUAGACUCACAUGAUAGAUAUGAUCAUCUUGAAUUGGCAAGACGUUUAGAAUCUCAUGAACUAAUUUAUUUUAAAAGAAUUGCAGCAUCUUUGUAUGCAAAAAGUAAGAAAUGGGAUAAAAGUUUAGAUAUUUUGAUAAAGCAAAAGCUUUGGAAAGACGCAAUAGAUACCGCAGCUAGCUCUCAAAAUUCAGAAGUCAUUGAGAAAUUGUUAAACUUUUUUGUAGAUUCAGAUUAUAAAGAAGGUUUUAUUGCUUUGUUAUAUGCCGCUUACAAUAUUGUUACAUUUGAUAAUGUUUUGGAACUUUCAUUCAUGAAUUCAUUAGAUGUGUAUGUUAGACCUUACGAGAUAUCUGUAAGGAAAGAGCAAUAUGAUUCAAUUAAAAGUAUAAAGGAAAAAAUAGCAAAAAUUGAACUAAGAGGAGGUAGCAUUCCGGCUGAUUCUAGGCCAUUAAUGCUAACAGGAAGCACUUCUUUAAGUUCCCAUAAUACUGGUUUUUAA
This is a messenger RNA of Henningerozyma blattae CBS 6284, 4977 nucleotides long. RefSeq names its product clathrin heavy chain (gene CHC1). Lineage: Eukaryota; Fungi; Ascomycota; Saccharomycetes; Saccharomycetales; Saccharomycetaceae. The transcript has a single exon. The coding region runs from base 1 to 4977 and encodes 1658 amino acids. Gene Ontology annotation, cellular component: clathrin coat of trans-Golgi network vesicle; actin cortical patch; clathrin coat of coated pit. The record is from RefSeq and is a predicted model, not a curated record. Gene Ontology annotation, biological process: intracellular protein transport; Golgi to endosome transport; receptor-mediated endocytosis. Gene Ontology annotation, molecular function: structural molecule activity; clathrin light chain binding.